GGUGAGGAAGACCCACUGAAAAACCACCAACAUAGUUUAUCGAUUAGUCCUAGCAAAGAAAAGAUAUUGGAAGAACAUAUUAAAACCUUUGGCAGGAGGAUGAGCUUUCAUCUUCCCAAAAGAGUUGAGGAAUCCUUAGAGUCCUACAAGACAAAAGUGGAGCCAUCCCAUCCUCCCUCUCAGUUCCACGCUGCCUCCCACGCCGUUUCUGCAGUGAAUUCUGCCCAGACCUCCAGGUUCCAGCAAAGAAAUACUAGUGGAGAUGGGAUGCGGACAUUGAAUUUCACACCCAUCCAAGAAGUGUCUCUCCCUGCUUCCUGGCCUGGGAGCCAGAUACGGCCGGCCUCUGAGAUCAAGGUGUUUGUCGACAAAGACCUUAGCACAGCUCAAAGUGGCAGAGAGCCGAUCCAGCCCUGGACACCUGGUAUGGUGGACAAAGGCAGCCUGCAACAAUCUGGAUCAGACCAUAGACAUAGCCCAGAGCUGCCCAUGAGACCAGAUAGGCCAACAGUUCCCCACAAUCCUAGAACAUCUGACUAUAAAAGUCAGGUGUCCAGAGGAGUCGUGUUGCACUCAGAGAGCAGACCACCCAUCCAGGCAGCAGGCCUGCCUGAUGUGCCCUCAGCCUCAGAAGAAAAGACUUCUAAACCCCAGGGCCCCUCCAGUGGGGAUAUGGUGGCUUCUCAGGUACUGCGGGUGCACUUGCCCACUGCGAGAGUUGGCAUUGAGGCAGGGCAGAGUUCCUGGUUCCCUGCAAAUGUGUCAGGCAAGUGCCAGAACAAGGGGUGUCCCCCAGCUGCCAAGCGAGUGUCCCCACUGGGUGGAGGGGAUGCAGGCUUAGGGACAUCCCAAACCAGAGGGAAGAGGCUCUCUGUUCAGGCCAGGGCACCAGAGGAAACACAUGGACACACAUCCUCCCCGGUACAGUCACGUAGGGGGCAGCCUCUGGAAAAUCAAUUCACCAGCCAGGUGAAAUGCUUCUUGCAGUGGGUGUCCCCUGGAAGAAAACACAAAGGGCAGGAAAGGUCCCUGGCCAAGGGCAGCUUCUCAUCACCACCUGUGAAGGGCACAAGCCUCAUCAAAGGGAGAUGUGAGUUUUAUGAGAACAUUGAAGCUCUGAAGUACGUGAGAGACCCCGGGGUGAUCCUCAGGAAACCACUGGGACACAGGCAGGGCACAGUCAUCCCCUGUCCCCAGGCACCUGUGCCUCCCUUCAUGGGGUCUGAAGAAACUCAGCAGGAGGUACAACUGCUGGCUCAGUCAGAGCCUGUGCAGAGGUACCUCUCCUGCUGGCAAGCUGCCUGCUCUCAAGUGCAGAGGGCUGAGGCCUGCAGCCCAGGACAAGGGCAGACAGUCCCUAAGAGGUGUGGCACUGCAGGAAAAGCUGAGAUGGUCACCUCCCCCAUGCAGGCUCCACAGGGAUCCCGAGUCCCACCCAAGUCCUGUCUGUAG
Cricetulus griseus (Chinese hamster) is the source of this 1452-nucleotide messenger RNA. The record is from RefSeq and is a predicted model, not a curated record. NCBI's taxonomy places the organism in Eukaryota, Metazoa, Chordata, Mammalia, Rodentia, Cricetidae.